Messenger RNA from Thlaspi arvense, 1251 nucleotides. The record is from the annotation of a GenBank genome assembly. Lineage: Eukaryota; Viridiplantae; Streptophyta; Magnoliopsida; Brassicales; Brassicaceae.
GUGAGCAGAAAAAAUAAACAGUACAUACUCAAAGACUCUGCUGCUCUCUCGUCUUCUUCUUCAUUUCUCAGAUUUUUCUACGCAGCGAAAUAUAAAAACCCAAGCUUUGAUUUUUCCCCUCUCUACUUUCUCCUUCAAUGGCAUUGAUACAACACGGUUCGGUUUCUGGGACCUCUGCCGUUCGAUUGAGCUUCUCAUCCUCCGCAUCACCACCGCCUUCUUCUCAUCCCUUGACGACGAGGGUUUCUCUCAGUUUUCAGCCGGAGAAGAAGGGUUGGAGGAGGAGUUGUUGCCGGAGACUGAUAUGCAGAGCUAUGGCACAAGAGGCCGUUCAAGGGAUUCCUUCGGUUUACGCCAGGGAAAUGGAGCGUCUCUCUGCUAAGGAAUCGCUGAUUCUCGCCUUCAAUGAUGCUGGAGGCUUUGAGGCUUUAGUCACAGGGAAGAUCACUGAUAUGCAGAGGAUUGAUGUGAAUGAGAGGAUAACCACUCUUGAGCGGCUUAACCCGACUCCUAGACCAACCACGUCUCCUUAUCUCGAAGGCCGAUGGAGUUUUGAGUGGUUCGGAACCAGCACUCCUGCUUCACUUGCUGCUCGGGUUAUAUUCGAGAGGUUUCCUUCGGCGUUUGUGAGUCUAUCCAAUAUGGACAUAGUCAUUAAGGAUGCUAACGCAAAGGCGACCGCAAACGUCAAGCUGCUAAACAUGGUAGAAAACAAAGUCAUCUUGUCGUCGAAAUUGACAGUGGAAGGGCCUUUAAGGAUGAGAGAAGAGUAUUUAGAGGGAUCGCUCGAGUCGCCGACGGUUAUUGAAGAAGCAGUACCGGAACAGUUUAGAGGUUUACUGGGCCAAGCUACCACGACGUUGCAGCAGCUUCCUGAACCGAUCAAGGACACUCUAACCAGUGGUCUAAGAAUUCCACUUGGUGGAUCUUACCAGAGAUUCUUCAUGAUAUCUUAUUUAGACGACGAGAUUCUUAUUGUUAGAGAUACGACGGGAGUGCCUGAAGUACUAACGAGGGUUGAAACAUCGUCUUCAUCAAGCGUCGUAGAGGGUUUUGAAUACAACAGUUAAAAACGUGCAUGUCCUUAUGUUCCUCUGUUUAUGUAUGUAAAUGCCAAACAAACUUGAAUACAACUUACUUCAACACCAUAUAUCUCUGGAUACAUAAACCUUUACUUUGUCUCUCUGUCUCUUUCAAUUGACUUUGUUGAUUUCAUUAGUGAAUAUUUUGGAAUAAAUAUUUGAAAAACGA